Molecule: messenger RNA, 441 nt
Organism: Menidia menidia (Atlantic silverside)
Lineage: Eukaryota; Metazoa; Chordata; Actinopteri; Atheriniformes; Atherinopsidae
Source: the annotation of a GenBank genome assembly
UUGUCCUCGUACAAUUCAAUCUACUGCCAGAGAUCCAAACGGGCUCUUUUAUUAGUGUAUGGCCGUGCCCCCAUCCCGAUGGCAGUUGUGCGCAGGGAGCUGUCCUGUGAGUCCUACCCCAUCGAACUGCGCUGCCCGGGCACAGAUGUCAUCAUGAUCGAGAGCGCCAACUACGGCCGCACGGAUGACAAGAUCUGCGACUCGGACCCGGCCCAGAUGGAGAACACCCGAUGCUACCUGCCAGACGCGUACAAGAUCAUGUCGCUCAGAACCUCCGUAUAUCCACAUGUCCAAGUCGGCCCCUGUCACCACGGCUCUGCUAACCCCAGCUAUCAUGCUCCACCGAGCAGCAAAGCUGCCCGGCUGCCCGGGAAAGGCCGGAAUCUGACCCAGACACCACGCGCUUUCCCCCCCGUCUACCCAGCCGCCCGCCGAGCGUGA